AAUUACACACACACACUCACAUGUACAGUUCUACUUCUACAGCUGUAUCUUCAUUAUACAUAUAUGCUUUUUCACUUUCCCCAAACUUCUUUUUUUGAUUUUUUUUCUUCCUUUUCUAUUGUUUCGAAUCUCCGACGACCGCUGUCUCGACACCGAAGCUUCUUCGUUUGCGCCGCCGCACACAACCAAUUGACGUAAUCUUCUCCUCCCGAGUCAACCCAACUCCUCCCGCCUUCCUUGACUGAGUCCAUUCUCCGACUAAAUCGUUGAUAUCGUCGUACAAGUAACAGAGAGAAAAAAACAACAACAAAGCAGCACUCCUUCUUCCGUUUAAUCCCCGAUCUCGUCUGAUCUAGGUUUUCAGUUCAGUCUUCAUUUCAUGGGGAAGCGAGGCAUCGGCUACUUCAGUAAAGAGAUUACUAUGCUCUAGUCUAGGGUUUCGGUUUUUCUCGCUUUGGGGAUUCGGAAUUCAGAAUAGUCAGCAAUCGGCGGCUACCCCCAUUCUGCGAGCUUAAUUUUAGUAAUUUUAGUAAUUUCUGUUGGUUAGUAUACUGAAUAAUCAAGUUCCGGCAAGAUGAUGAUUUCUAGGGGUUUGUUUGGGUGGUCGCCUCCGCACAUACAGCCAUUGACGCCUGUAUCUGAAGUUUCGGAGCCGCCGGAAUCUCCUUCGCCCUACACAGACAUGGGCACCGCGGAAGCUGAGCCGGUGGAGGUGGAUGAUGAGAUGGACGCUGAGGGGGAGGAGAUGGAGCCUCCGCCGGCGGCUGUGCCUUUCUCUAGGCUCUUCGCCUGUGCUGACCGCCUCGAUUGGGUUCUCAUGUUUGUCGGGUCUGUCGCUGCCGCCGCCCACGGUACUGCUCUUGUUGUGUACUUGCAUUACUUUGCGAAAAUUGUGCACUUGCUCCGCUUCCAUGGUUCCGACGUAUCUGAUGAGCUCAUCCAGAAGUUCAAUGAGCUUGCUUUAAGCAUUGUUUUUAUUGCGGCUGGAGUUUUUGUUGCGGCUUGGAUUGAGGUGUCAUGCUGGAUACUUACUGGGGAACGGCAGACUGCUGUGAUAAGGUCAAGAUAUGUCCAAGUUCUGCUUAAUCAAGACAUGAGCUUUUUUGAUACUUAUGGGAAUAAUGGAGAUAUCGUGAGCCAAGUAUUGAGUGAUGUUUUGCUCAUUCAAUCUGCUCUCAGUGAAAAAGUUGGAAACUAUAUCCAUAAUAUGGCUACUUUCUUCGGUGGUCUUGUGAUUGGAUUUGUCAACUGCUGGCAGAUAGCCCUUAUUACUUUAGCCACUGGUCCAUUAAUAGUUGCUGCUGGAGGAAUAUCAAAUAUCUUUCUCCAUAGGCUUGCUGAAAAUAUCCAAGAUGCUUAUGCUGAAGCCGCAAGCAUUGCAGAGCAGGCAGUUUCUUAUAUUAGAACGUUGUAUUCAUUUACCAACGAAACCUUGGCAAAAUAUUCAUAUGCAACUUCACUUCAAGCUACACUUAGAUAUGGUAUAUUGAUAAGUCUUGUUCAAGGGCUUGGACUUGGUUUCACCUAUGGGCUCGCAAUCUGUUCGUGUGCCUUGCAACUUUGGGUGGGAAGGUCCCUUCUUAAACAUGGAGUUCAUGGGGGAGAAAUUAUAACAGCCCUAUUUGCUGUUAUAUUGAGCGGCCUUGGGCUGAAUCAAGCUGCAACAAACUUCUAUUCUUUUGAACAAGGGAGAAUUGCUGCAUACCGACUUUUUGAGAUGAUAAGUCGGUCAUCCUCCACUGUUAAUCAUGACGGGCUUACUCUUGCUUCUGUUCAGGGAAACAUAGAGUUUCGAAAUGUAUAUUUCAGCUAUCUCUCUCGCCCUGAAAUUCCGAUUUUGAGUGGGUUUUACCUAACCGUGCCAGCUAAAAAGGCUGUAGCACUUGUUGGCAGAAAUGGCUCUGGGAAAAGCAGCAUCAUACCACUGAUGGAGCGGUUUUAUGAUCCUACCUUAGGAGAAGUCCUUUUGGAUGGUGAAAACAUAAAAAAUCUGAAACUGGAGUGGCUUAGAAGCCAAAUUGGUUUAGUUACUCAAGAACCUGCCUUGCUGAGUUUGAGUAUCAAAGACAACAUUGCUUAUGGACGGAAUGCCUCUUUGGAUCAAAUUGAAGAAGCUGCAAAAAUAGCGCAUGCACAUACAUUUAUCAGCUCACUGGAUAAAGGAUACGAUACUCAGGUUGGUAGCACCGCCCUGGUUAUGACAGAGGAACAGAAAAUUAAACUUUCUGUUGCAAGGGCUGUGCUGUCGAAUCCAUCUAUUCUGCUCCUUGAUGAGGUCACUGGUGGACUUGAUUUUGAAGCUGAAAGAUCUGUUCAAGAAGCUCUGGAUGUGCUCAUGUUGGGCAGAUCGACCAUAAUAAUUGCGAGGCGGUUAAGUCUUAUUAAAAAUGCUGAUUAUAUUGCCGUGAUGGAGGAAGGGCAACUUGUUGAAAUGGGUACACAUGAAGAAUUGAUAAACUUAGAUGGCCUUUACGCAGAACUACUCAAAUCUGAAGAAGCUACAAAACUUCCACGAAGGAUGCCAAUGAGAACCUACAACGAAGGUUCAACGUUUCAGAUUGAGAAAGAUUCUUCUGCAGUCGCGUACCAAGAACAAUCAUCCCCUAGAAUGGCCAAGUCACCGUCGCUCCAGAGAGUUGCUGGCCUCCACAUGUUCCGUUCUGCCGAUGUUACAUUUAGCUCUCAUGAAUCUCCCCAAAUUCUUAGUCCACCUCCAGAAGAAAUGAAUGAAAAUGGUGCUCACACGGAUGUGACUAAUAAAGAACCAACAAUAAAAAGGCAGGAUAGCUUUGAGAUGAGACUACCAGAGUUACCCAAGAUUGAUGUUCAUUCUGCGCAGCGGCAAAAAAGUUCUUCGGAUCCUGAAUCUCCUGUUUCCCCUCUUUUGACUUCUGACCCUAAAAAUGAACGUUCUCAUUCACAAACAUUUAGUCGACCACCUACUGAGUUUGAUAAUAUUCCGACGCCUGUGAAAGAAAAGAAGGGGACAUUGACUCUGGAAGAGCCAUCGUUUUGGAGGCUUGUAGAGCUUAGCCUUGCAGAAUGGCUGUAUGCUGUUCUGGGAAGCACCGGCGCUGCAAUAUUUGGCUCUUUUAAUCCUUUGCUUGCUUAUGUUAUUUCACUUAUAGUAACAGCAUAUUAUAAAACAGACGAGAAGCAUCAUGCAGACGGGAAGCAUCGGGAAAUAAACAAUUGGUGCUUAAUCAUUGCUGGCAUGGGAGUUGUGACAGUGGUUGCUAAUUUCUUGCAGCACUUCUACUUUGGUAUAAUGGGGGAGAAAAUGACUGAGCGUGUGCGAAGAAUGAUGUUUUCAGCAAUGCUUCGAAAUGAAGUUGGAUGGUUUGAUGAGGAGGAGAAUAGUGCUGAUAAUCUGUCUAUGCGAUUGGCCAAUGAUGCUACUUUUGUGAGAGCUGCUUUUAGCAACCGGCUUUCGAUAUUCAUACAAGACGGUGCUGCUGUUGUAGUUGCUGUUCUCAUUGGGAUGUUUCUGCAUUGGCGGUUGGCACUUGUGGCCUUAGCUACUCUGCCCAUUCUCGCGGUUUCUGCUACAGCACAGAAGUUAUGGCUUGCUGGAUUUUCAAAGGGUAUCCAAGAAAUGCAUAGGAAGGCAUCUUUGGUCUUGGAGGAUGCUGUUAGAAAUAUUUACACCGUCGUGGCAUUUUGUGCUGGGAACAAGGUUAUGGAGCUCUACAGAGUGCAACUUCGGAAAAUAUUCACGAAAAGUUUUCUCCAAGGAAUGGCAAUUGGUUUCGCAUUUGGCUUCUCUCAGUUCCUUCUUUUCGCUUGUAACGCUCUUCUCCUUUGGUACACUGCUCUUUCUGUCAAGAAGGGGUACAUGCCUUUGUCGACAGCUCUGAAAGAGUACAUGGUCUUCUCUUUUGCAACAUUCGCACUUGUCGAGCCUUUUGGUUUGGCUCCGUACAUUCUUAAAAGAAGGAAGUCUUUGACAUCUGUCUUCGAAAUAAUCGAUCGAACCCCCAAGAUCGAGCCUGAUGAUAACUCAGCCUUGAAACCCGCAAAUGUUUAUGGAAGCAUCGAAUUAAAGAACAUUGACUUUUCAUAUCCAACUCGACCCGAAGUCUUCAUACUGAGCAAUUUCAGUCUCAAAGUCAACGGAGGUCAAACUGUAGCAGUGGUUGGUGUUUCAGGGUCCGGAAAAAGCACCAUCAUAUCUCUAAUAGAAAGAUUCUACGAUCCACUUGCCGGUCAGAUAUUACUCGACGGGCGAGAUUUGAAAUCUUACAAUCUGAGAUGGUUAAGGAACCAUUUAGGCCUCGUUCAACAGGAGCCAAUCAUAUUCUCAACAACAAUAAGAGAGAAUAUAAUAUACGCGAGGCAUAACGCAAGUGAAGCUGAGAUGAAAGAAGCUGCCAGAAUAGCAAACGCUCAUCAUUUCAUAAGCAGCUUGCCUCACGGCUACGACACACAUGUUGGGAUGAGGGGUGUGGAUUUGACCCCCGGUCAAAAGCAAAGAAUUGCUAUUGCCAGAGUUAUUUUGAAAAACGCACCUAUUUUGUUGUUAGAUGAAGCUAGCUCGUCCAUCGAAUCAGAGUCGAGUCGAGUUGUGCAGGAAGCUCUGGAUACUCUCGUUAUGGGGAACAAAACGACCGUUCUGAUUGCACACAGAGCAGCUAUGAUGAGGCACGUUGAUAAUAUAGUUGUACUUAACGGUGGGCGAAUCGUGGAGGAAGGGAGUCACGAUACACUUAUGGCGAAGAAUAGUUUAUAUGUUCGUUUGAUGCAGCCUCACUUUGGUAAGGGUAUGCGUCAACAUAGGCUUAUUUAGACGCUCAAUUAUUUUUUACCAUGUUGCUCUAGUCCGUUUCAGCUUAUUAUGCCAUCAUCGGUUGAUUGGGAAAAAAAGGUCUUAGUUUAUAGAUUCUAUGAACUAAAUCAGAUAGCCACUGUGUUCGAUAAGUUUCUCUAUGCUGGUGGUGGGACCCGUGUUGGCAUCUUUUACGGAGGGAAAGCAAGUGUUUGAUUAAGGGGUAAAAGUGGAAUUUGGUUUAUUCUGUGGGAAUAUAUUUUGCAAGAUUAGAUGCAUAUUCUUUUGGAGGCUGGUAGAGUUGAACUUUUCUUACCUGCUUCUCCAUGGUUGGUAUAUUGAUUUGUUAGUCAGAGAGUGGAACAAUUCUUAGGAAUUUCUUUUAUAUUUUUUAUUUUUGUUUCUAUUUUUCUUAAGUUGGUGGUUGUAUUAGUGUUUUUUUUUCUUCUUUCUUGGUGUUCUCGAGUGCGGUUAAUUAGCUUCGAUUUUGUAACAUAUAUUGUGCUGCUGCCUCUUCUUAUUCUAACCAGAGUUCAGUUCUCUUGCGAGAAGUCGAUUGUGUAAACUUUGUAAUUUAUUUGUACAGAAGAGAUCAGAAGAUUUCGGGUUUUUUCUCUUUCAUGGUUUUGGU
Messenger RNA from Erythranthe guttata (spotted monkey flower), 5396 nucleotides. It is a transcript of the gene ABCB6, whose product is annotated as P-glycoprotein 6. Gene Ontology annotation, cellular component: plasma membrane. Gene Ontology annotation, molecular function: ABC-type transporter activity; ATP hydrolysis activity; ATP binding. Gene Ontology annotation, biological process: transmembrane transport. Lineage: Eukaryota; Viridiplantae; Streptophyta; Magnoliopsida; Lamiales; Phrymaceae. The record is from RefSeq and is a predicted model, not a curated record.